This is a messenger RNA of Osmerus eperlanus (European smelt), 4400 nucleotides long. RefSeq names its product tudor domain containing 9 (gene tdrd9). Gene Ontology annotation, cellular component: intracellular anatomical structure. Lineage: Eukaryota; Metazoa; Chordata; Actinopteri; Osmeriformes; Osmeridae. The coding region runs from base 83 to 4105 and encodes 1340 amino acids. Gene Ontology annotation, molecular function: helicase activity; ATP binding; RNA binding. The record is from RefSeq and is a predicted model, not a curated record. The transcript has 35 exons.
GCACACGUUAAUAGCUGAAGUACAAUUGGCUCUCUUAUUUAGGAUCCUACACGAGCCUUGGAUUAUCGGGAAGACUUGGAAGAUGGAACCAGUAGUACAAAAGCACCCAUUAAAUAUGAAAGCAAUAACGGCAGAACAAAUAACAGAAUGGUUCACUUUAGGGACCCAAUUUGCAAACAUUAGAAUAACAGAUGAGUCAUCAAAACAGAGCAGUCCUGCACAGAACCCCCAGGAUCAGGACAGCCCCAGGAAACAGGACUCCCGAGGCGGACCGCCGAGCAAAGCAGGAAACGCACACGUCUCGGGUGAUGGACCGGCAUUGACCAGUUAUGAGUACCCUAACUUGCCUAUUACUAAGAACCGACAGGAGCUGAUCUCUCUGAUAGAGAACAACCCUGUGGUGAUCAUCCGGGGAGCCACGGGCAGCGGGAAGACCACCCUGCUGCCCCAGUUCAUCCUGGACUACUACAACGAGAAGAACACCCCCUGCAACCUGGUGGUCACCCAGCCCAGGAAGAUCGGAGCCAGCAGCAUCGCUCGCUGGGUUGCCAGAGAGCGCAAGUGCACCCUGGGAAGCAUCGUGGGCUAUCAGGUUGGUCUGGAGAAGAUGGCCACUGAGCACACCAGACUGAUCUACAUGACCACAGGAGUGCUCCUGCAGAAGCUGGUGGGGGCCAAGAGCCUGACUGAGUUCUCACAUAUCUUCAUAGAUGAGGUUCACGAGCGGACCGAGGAGCUGGACUUCCUGCUGCUAGUGGUCAGGAUGCUGCUGCGGUCCAACUCUCGCUUCGUCAAGAUCAUCCUCAUGUCAGCCACCAUCAGCUGCACGGAGUUCGCCGAGUACUUCGGCACCCCGAUCCGCAGCCAGAUGAACCCAGCCUACGUGUUUGAGGUGGAGGGGGCCCCCUUUGACAUCGAGGACUUCUACCUGGAUGACAUCCACAGCCUCGUCCCCUACAGGGUGGAAUCCCCUCAUCCAGACUCGCUCCUCAUCACGGUGGAGAUGUACAAUAUUGCCGUUGGCCUCAUCCAAAGAUUUGAUGAGAUGGAGGCCAAAGAUGAGAGCCGGACAGAGAGAGACGUGAGCCUGACUCUGCCGGAGCGCGGCAGCGUGCUGGUGUUCCUGCCGGGCCUGGCUGAGAUCCACUACAUGCAGGAGGCUCUGGCCAAGCUGGCGCGCAAGAGACUGCAGGUGUACCCUCUCCACUCUUCCGUGACUCUGGAAGAGCAGAAUGGCGUGUUCUUGGUUCCCGUUCCAGGGUACAGGAAGAUCAUACUGUCAACCAACAUUGCAGAAAGCUCAGUCACUGUUUCUGAUGUGAAAUACGUGAUUGACUUCUGUCUAGCACGACACUUGAUCUGUGACAAAGAGACUAAGUACCAGUCCCUCUGCCUCACCUGGGCCUCCAAGACCAACUGCAACCAGCGCAGAGGCAGGGCAGGGCGAGUUUCCAAGGGCUACUGUUACCGCCUGGUGUCCAAGGAGUUCUGGAAGAACGAAAUCCCAGACUUCUCCAUUCCUGAGAUGCUGCGCGCGCCCCUGGCCAACAGCAUGCUGAAGGUGAAGCUGCUGGACAUGGGCGACCCGCGCUCCCUGCUGUCCACCGCCCUGUCGCCCCCCAACCUCGACGACAUCGAGAGGACCGUGCUUCAGCUCAAAGAGAUGGGUGCGCUAUCUGUGAGCAGCGACGGGCCUGAUCAGAAAUGCUUCGACGGAGAGCUGACCUUCCUGGGCCGGGUGCUGGCUCACCUCCCCCUGGACCUGCACCUGGGCAAGCUGAUCGUGCUGGGCCACGCCUUCGGCAGCCUGGAGGAGUGUCUCAUCAUAGCCGCCUCCCUCUCUCUGAAGAGCUUCUUUGCCAUGCCUACCCUACAGCAGCUGGCAGGUUACAGGAGCAAACUGUCUUUUGCACAUGGUGUUCCAAGUGAUGCCAUCGCUUUUGUCAACGCAUUUAAGGCUUGGCACAUGUCCAGGAGCAAAGGAGAGCUGAGGCACCCUAAGGAUGAGCUUCAGUGGGGCAAGGAGAACUGCAUCCAGAUCAAGAGGAUCAGAGAGGUGGCUGAGCUGUACGAGGACCUGAAGAAGAGAGUAUCCCAGUUCAACAUGCACGUGGUGGAGAGCCCCGCACACAUGGACUACUCCAGCCACCACAAGCAACAGUUCCUCCUGCAGGUGGUCAUCGCGGCGGCUUAUUACCCCAACUACUUCAUGCAGGGAGAAAUGGACGAAGAGCUGGCUUCUAAAGAGCUGUCGGGAAACGACCCGACAACCACAGUCCUGGUGAGGAACCUGCCUCCAUACAGCUUCCUCUACUACAAGCAGCUGCAGUCCCUGUUCCGCCAGUGUGGCCAGGUCAAGGCCAUAUCCUUCGAUGGCUCCAGAGCCUUUGUGGAGUUUUACCGCACCUCUACGCGGAGGUGCGGGGUGCUCCCCGAGGUGUCCCUGGCCCUGCUGCUGGCCCAGCAGAGGCUGCCCCUGGACCUGCUGGUGCACCCCAGCGACGAGGUGGAGACACGCGCUGGGGGGAAGUCCAUCUUCCACAUGAGACACACACGGGUGAACGUGGACCUCCAGAAGCACUCCGUGUGCCCUGUGGGGGUGCUGAGCAGCAGCAUCGACACAGACAAGCUCCCCCCCAACCCCAUCUUCAUCGUAAACAUCACCGAGGUGGUGGAGGUGGGGCACUUCUGGGGUUACCAGGCCGACGAGGCCAGCAUGGAGAAGCAGCGUCACCUGACGGCCCAGAUCAACGCCAGAGCGCUGCUUCCUGUUCCUGUGUCCGUGUUCCCCAACCUGCUGUGCCUAGCGCCCUUCUCUGAGAGCCAUGAGCAGGACCUCUUCUACCGAGCCAAGAUCCUGCACAUCCGAGGCAGCUCUGUGGAGGUGUUCUUCCUGGACUUUGGCAACACUGCUCUGGUGUCCUGCAGCAGUCUGAGAGAGCUGCCUGCUGAUCUCACAGCCCUGCCCUUCCAGGCUCAGGAGUUCCGGAUCACAGGGAUGCGUCCCUCUGCCCAGUCUCUGAUCCUGGGGGACCAGUGGAGCACCCGCGCCCGCAACCGCUUCAUCACGCUGGUGAAGAGCCGUGCACUGGUGGUGUCCCUGUUCUCCAUCCUGCAUGGUGUGAUGUGCGUGGACCUGCUCAUCAGCACGGACACAGACCCCGUCAACGUCAGCGUGCUGGACGUCAUGGUGCAGGAGGGACACGCCCUCAAGGCGGAGGAAUGCUUCGAGUCCAAGCAAUGCCACGACGUGCUGGUGUCCCUGUACAAGGACAUACAGGAGGGCACGUACGUCCCCAACGCCACCAGCAGCUCCUGGAAGACCCGGAAGGAGGAGGAGAGGGAGCUCAUCAAUAGCCUGCUGCAGUCCUUCUCCCAGUCCAGCCCCAGAACCAAGGCCCGUGUGCACGGCCCGGCCAGCCCUCACAGAGUCAACUUCCACAGCCUCAGCAACAUCAACCACUACAGGUCCGUGGUCAUCGAGAAAGAUAGCAUCAACAGCGUGGCCCUGAACGAGACUCCCCAGGACAGUCAUCAGAGGGUGCUGGUGGCUGGGUCGGUGGCGGUCAGCCCCUCAGGCUCAUGUAUUCUGCUGAAGGAGACCACCCUGAUGCCACACAUCCAUGGUCUCCCUGCCCUCAUCACCAUGCUAUUCACUCCCAUGAUGGAGCUGCGCACCGACGCAGAUAGGACCUGCUACACUGGCGCCAUCUGUGGUCUGGGGUGGAACAGCCGGUAUCAGGAGGCCAUCUUUCCUGAACAUGACAUGGAGAUCGUGUUUGACGUCAAAUUCGAUGUCGAGGACAUAACAGAGAUCAACGCCUUGCGGGCGGCCAUUAACUGCCUGGUGUGUGAGGGGCCCAAUGGCCCCAUGCACCUGGGCCCCGACCGGAUCAGCAACCUGCAGAACGACUGCAGAGAACGCCUCAUCAGGAUGUUUACCAAGUCGCCCCCUCGAGAAGACCUCGUCCCUGUGUACCACGAGACCCCCAAGAAGUGGAACCAGGUGGAGCCCAGUCAUAAGAUGGAGAUUGUUCAGAAGACAGACAGGAAGACUAAAGGUGUGUUGUACCAGCUGCACCCAGUCACACUCCUCGACAUCUGAGGGCCGUGCCAAAGCAGCUGCUGGGGACUAAGGGCACAGUGUUUCACUGUAUAACCGAGGCAAUCCUCUUUAUGUUUCUACACGUUUAUGGGCGUCUUCUGCAGGUAUAAUGUUCUCUGUUGAUUUCUGUUGUUGAAAUUCUAAAGACGGGUCAUGGUGCGAUAUUAUGCUGCUAAUAUUCAGUUAUGUUGAGAGUUUGUAGUUGCUUUGUCGGUGUGGUUAGGUCAAAUUUUGAAACGCCUGUAUCAAGCGGCCCUUUUUUGUAAUUUGACAAAUAAAUAUUUGGAUACUGUUA